Messenger RNA from Podospora bellae-mahoneyi, 3892 nucleotides. RefSeq lists its product as uncharacterized. Gene Ontology annotation, molecular function: DNA binding. The transcript has 3 exons. Bases 1656 to 3353 code for a protein of 565 amino acids. The record is from RefSeq and is a predicted model, not a curated record. Lineage: Eukaryota; Fungi; Ascomycota; Sordariomycetes; Sordariales; Podosporaceae.
CAGGCCCUGAUAUACCUCCACCAGGAAGGCGGAACUGACCUGCCCUGACCCAGCAGGCAGGAACAACUCAACACAUGGCUUUUCCAGCAAACUGCCUUGCAACUACCAGGUAAAUUCAUCAUCGGCGAAAAGAAACAAGCAGGACUUCAACAGCAGCCACCGCGUUUCGCCAGAGACAGCCUGAGCGUGCUAACGGCGCCAGCCAAGCCUCCCCUCUUCUUCCUCUCUCCUUGUUUUUCCUAUGUCCACGGCUGUUGCUUUUUUCCCUCCAUCUUUUUCCCUCAUCAGUUGCCCGCGGCCUCUCUCUCUUUUUCUCGCUCACCUCGCUGCCCCCCCCUGGCCCCCUGGUCCACGGGGACAAGGGCCCAUGUCCCCAUGUCUUCCCAUGGUGCGCGUGAGGUCCUUUUCGCUCUCUGGUCCCAUCUGACGACGCUAACAGUGGGCAUGAUCCCUCCUUAUCCUCCCACUGUGCUCACUCGGGCUUGGUCUCAGCAGCUCCAUGGCCCAUCAACGACUUGGAAUUCGUCGGCAUCUCCCUCGCGAGCCGCUCACUAUCCGCUAGCUAAAGUUGCUACAUUAGCUAGUAGAGCAAUGAUUAACACCAGAUGUCUCUUUGCUGAAUGACACUCACGACGGGCCACCCCGGCUGCUCCAGCGAGCGCCGUUCUCCCCCGUCGACCCCCCUCCCGUGCUCCCCCAAUCCGGACCAAGCUCGCCCUGGACCCCUGCCGGGAGAUACAAGAGACGGUUCCUUCGCGUACAUAGUACAAGUACCUACAUAUGCCGCCCAAGCGUGGUCCCCUCGGCCGCUUGCCUUGUCUUUUGCGCGUCCUGAACUUAUCUUGUCCCAGUCCCACAGGUUGAACUGCAUUUGCGGCGCCAGCUCUGCAGCCGACUGUCGAUUUGCGACUGGUAGAUCUCUCUUGUUUGCUGCUGCACGCCAGUCACCCUUCUUCCGCUUGUUCUACCCGUAUGUCCUCGACACCGGCUCGGCCUGACCUCUGCACGCUUUGGGGACCUCUGUCGGACCGGUAGGGCACACCACCCGUUCAUAUCCCGCCAGCAGUUCUGUCCGACGACUGCUCUGUACGCCGAGGUCUGCGGAUAGAGAGUGAGAGAGAGAGAGAGAGAAGAGGGAAAAACAUCGUCAACGGCGGCUAGGGGUUAACUAACUCACCAUACAAGCUUCUUUCCGCCCCCUUUUCGCCCUGCACUCCACCCCGUGCUGUCCCCGUCCAAGUCCCGGGUCUACAUCCACGACCCGCGCUCUGCUUGACCAAGAGACCUGCCGAACGACCACCCUCCCAACGCCUCUGCAGGAGCUACCCAACUAAGACUUCGUGAAAGUGCAACACCACUGCACUUCCGGCCUCCAUACCAAGCCUCUUGCGACCUUCCCCAGGCCAGGCCGCUGCACGCCCCCUCAGGAACCAAUUGCUGUCCUCGGCCCCCCGUAUCAUGCAUGUACUUCUCCUGAGAGUGUCUGUCUUGCGCAUCCUUUCCUGGGCGGACUGAUCCCCACACCAGCUAGUCACCACCCCGUUGCCAUCAACUGAGUGAUUCGCUCCCACUGAGCCAGUGCUUUCUGCUUGCCUUGACUUGACCUGCGCCCCCGUCUGGUUUCGUCUCUGUUGGACGAAGCCUGUUCUGUCAGAAUGCACAACCAGAUCAUCGCCUCGACGGGCAUGGACCAGGAAAGUCACUUAGCACACGAUAACAACACAUAUGGCAACGACAGUUGGGUCGACAUGAAUUCGUAUCACCACCAUCAUCAAACCACCAUGCCCGACUAUGGAGGGAACUAUGGCUACUCGUCCAUCCCGCCCAUCACUCACGGGCUACCGUCGGAAAAUUUGAACAGGAUGCCACCACCACCGCCUCCUCAUUCCAUGCACCAACAGCAUGCCUCUCACACACAGCUACCUAUGCUCAUGAUGCCUCAUCAUCAACCGACGCCUACCUGGCCGAGUAUGUUGACAAACCCAAACAACUACAGCCCUCACUCGGCCCCUCCGAUCGCCAUACCUCCCAUCACUACACCGCUCAAGACGACGAAGCUUCCAGCGAUUCAGACCACCACCUCCCAACCGAGAAAGACCUUGACGGACGAUGACCGCCGCGCCAUGUGCCAGUAUGCCAAGGACCACCCCAACGCGAAGCAGACUGACAUCGGCCAGCGCUUUGGCGUGGAGAGGAGUACCGUCUCCAAGGUCCUGAGACACAAGGACAAAUACCUGAACUCGGAGGAUCGGAGCAGUUCACCUAUCAAGCGUGGCAAAGGAAAGGGAGCAGACAUUGAAAAGGCGCUGACGGCCUUCCUUCGUAAUGCUCGAAAGGAAGGCAAAACUCUGACUACCGAAGAGGUCAAGGAGAAGGCCCAGUCGUUUUCUAUGGUCGGCGGUGGUGACUCCUUUACGGAGCACAACAGCUCGGCUUGGCUGGAAAAGUUCAUGCUCAAGCAUGGCAUGGGCCCCGGGAGACUGAUGCGCCGGGCGUCAGAAACCAACAUUUUGGACAGUAGACGCAACUCGCCAGCGUUGAGUGCUUCCCAGCCAUCAAGCGCCAUUUCCCCAGCGUCUCCAGCCGGUCACCUGUCACCAUCACCCUUGUCCGCAAACAAGAGCGACGAAGAAAAGGAAAGCAUGAACAGUUUCAUGGACUUUACGACCGACAAUGCCUACAAGCACACAAAUACGCAGAGCAAUGCAUCGCUAAACAGUGCUUACACCGACCAUGCCAACUCUUCCUUUUCUGGGAGCGCUCUCAGUCCUGCAGCUUCGUUUGGUUUCUCGCCGGAUCCCAAUACUGGCGGAUUUCCGCCUCCCGGAGCACCAGGUGGAGGUUUCCAACGCCCGCGAAGCCAGACAUUUCCGACGCUGGACCUGGAAUACAUGAACCAGUCUCAGAACACGGAGCCCCUGACGCCAAAGUAUCAUGUCUCAUCUACCGCACCAUCUUCGGCACUGGAGCCGCCAUCCGCCAACCCGUCGGGUGGGCAUUUCAGUAUCGAUCAGGCGAUUUCACCUCAGCUUCGUCACAGUACCAGCAACCAGAGUCUUGGUGGGAGAUCUUCAACGACUCCAGUUACGGCGAAUCCCUCGUCUCCCAGCUCACCCACUCAAGAGGAUGCAAGAAGAGCGGCGGAUACUCUUCUGUCUUUUAUCACCAACUCUGGUGGAUUUGCUGACCAUUCCGAGUACAUGACUCUGCUCAAGCUUACCGAAAAGCUACGUAUCCACCAAAUGCAGCUAGCAAAGGCCCAUGGCAUGGGAGGACUCUCGCGCAUACCCGAAGGCGACAGUGAGAUGACGAACACGACCUCUAUCAAGCUGGAACCGACAACUACCGCCUGAUACAUACCCAUUCGCUCUUCUUCAUUUCUUUCAGCAUUCCAUGGUGUUUUGUUGGUGCUAUUUAAGGUGUCUGGCGGAGGAGGAAGUGGAGUCGGCAGGCAACAUUGCUUUUGAAGUCACCAGGGGAUAGGAGUUGGGUCUCACAGGAGGAUGCUUUCCUCCUGACGUAAUUUUUGGAAAGGGCGGUGAAAAACACAAACGAACAACACUUCGGAAAACCACACACUCACAUACCACAUACCCACCUUUUUCUUCGACACAUCGACACUUAUAUACCCCUUUUGGCGUUGCUGAAUACCACUAUACUGUCACCCUCACCGGAAGACUAUACGCUCACGCGAAAAGCGAGGGUCACCAAAACCGACUCUCGCAUCUUUUCUUGUUGUCAUUUCCAUCUGGUCUUUUCUCGUUCGGUUUUGUUCUAGUUGAUUGGCUUCCGAUUACCCCUAUUUCAUUUGACUCUGUACAAUUACUAUCAGCAUGGUUUCUCUUCGGAUUUGUUUUUGAAUUUUUUUCUCUCUCUCUCACACACACACACA